This is a messenger RNA of Lepus europaeus (European hare), 2370 nucleotides long. Its product is annotated as zinc finger protein 69 homolog. Lineage: Eukaryota; Metazoa; Chordata; Mammalia; Lagomorpha; Leporidae. The record is from RefSeq and is a predicted model, not a curated record. Gene Ontology annotation, molecular function: DNA-binding transcription factor activity; RNA polymerase II cis-regulatory region sequence-specific DNA binding. The transcript is spliced from 6 exons. Gene Ontology annotation, biological process: regulation of cytokine production; negative regulation of transcription by RNA polymerase II; regulation of immune system process. Bases 578 to 2155 code for a protein of 525 amino acids.
UAGCUGGACCGCGUGGGGUGGGCUGGAGCCGGGCCCCCCAGGCUGGGCCGGGGGCAGCCGGCGGCUCGGUAGACCCAGAGGUUCAGUGCCGAGGCAGAGGCCCUGGGGGACGUCGGGCUGCGGCCUAAGGAGGCGGAAGCUGGGGGUGGACUUAGCGGCUGCCGCUGGCCCCGGCACUAAAGCAUCAGCCAGUGAGGGGUGUCCUCGCCCGGCCCCGCCAGGAGCCGGUGCUGAGCAGCCUUCCCAGCCGGCGCUCAGCCCCGCCGGUGCUGUGGCUGGGAAAGCCCACCGCCCUAGGCCCGCCCUUGAUGGCGCUUUGUGAAAGACCCGUGUCCACUCCGGAGGCCGGUGGCCCUCUGGGAUUCCGAAGAGGGCUUCAUGACUUUUGGAGAAUGAUUGCGUUGGGUGCGGAGGUGGUCUGUCCAUAAAAGGCUGGGAGAGACACGAUCCGUUACCACCCAGCCCUCCUCCGAAGAGACGCUGCGGCUGACAGCUCUGGUCCCGCCUGCCUCCGUAGCGCAGCGGGUUCGGCAGUGUCUUCUCCAGAGCGGGCAGGCCCGCCCAGGCGGGUGUCACCAUGCCACAGCAGCUCCUGAUCUCCCUGCCCACCAAGGCCAGCGCCUGGGUGAAGUUGCAGCAUCCAAAGAAGACCAAGGAGGGCAUGCCCCUGUGGGAAGAUGUGACUACAGUGUUUGAAGGAGAAGCUCUGCUGUCUCAGGACACCAAGGAGGCCCAGGAAGAAUGCUUAGAGGAUGAAGUGACCCCUGGGUUCCUGACAGCAGAAUCGCAGGAACCACUGAGCUUCAAGGAUGUAUCUGUUGACUUCUCCCAGGAAGAGUGGGGGCAGCUGGCCCCUGUGCACCAGAACCUGUAUCGAGAGGUGAUGCUGGAGAACUACAGGAACCUGGUGUCCGUGGCAGGAUAUCAGCUUUCCAAACCAAGCGUGAUUUCCCAGUUGGAGAAGGGAGAAGAGCCAUGGAUGGCAGAGAGAGAAGACCUAGGGGAUCCCAGUUCAGACUUGAGGAGUAAGACAGAAACCGAUGAGUCAACUGCCAAGAAUGACAUUUCACAGGAGCAGUUAUAUCAUGGCAUUAUGCUGGAAAGGUUCAUGAGAGAUGAUAUCAUUUAUUCCACAUUGAGAAAUGUCUCCCAGUAUGAUGAUGCAUUAGAAAGGCAUCAGGAAACCCAUGGAAGAGAUGUGAAACAAGCCAUUUUGACCAACAGGAAGAGAGGCCGAGAAACUAACAAAUUGGGGGAAAAUAUCAUUGUGAAUUCAAAUGUUUUUAUAGAACAGAAGCACCAUGAAUGUGAUACAUCUAGAAAGAGGAACAAAUACAAAUUGGAUUUGAUUAACCAUCCAACAAAUUACAUAAGAACAAAAACUUACGAAUGUACUAUAUGUGAAAAAGUGUUCAAACAACCCAUUCACCUUACUGAACACAUGAGAAUUCAUACUGGAGAGAAACCUUUCAGAUGUAAAGAAUGUGGGAGGGCCUUUAGCCAAAGUGCAUCUCUUAGUACACACCAGAGAAUCCAUACUGGUGAGAAGCCUUUUGAAUGUGAGGAAUGUGGCAAAGCGUUCAGGCAUCGCUCAUCACUUAAUCAGCAUCAUCGGACUCACACGGGGGAGAAACCCUAUGUAUGUGACAAAUGUCAGAAAGCCUUCAGCCAGAACAUUAGCUUGAUCCAACAUUUGAGGACUCAUUCUGGAGAGAAGCCUUUCACUUGCAAUGAAUGUGGAAAAACCUUUCGACAGAUUAGACACCUCAGUGAACAUGUAAGAAUUCAUACUGGGGAGAAGCCCUACGCAUGCACUGCGUGCUGUAAAACCUUCAGUCACAGAGCAUACCUAACGCAUCACCAGAGAAUCCACACUGGAGAGAGGCCCUACAAAUGCAAGGAAUGUGGGAAAGCCUUUAGGCAGAGGAUUCACCUCAGCAACCAUAAGACUGUCCACACAGGAGUGAAAGCCUAUGAAUGCAAUCGCUGUGGGAAAGCCUAUAGGCAUGACUCGUCCUUUAAGAAACAUCAGAGACAUCACACUGGGGAAAAACCUUAUGAAUGUAAUGAAUGUGGGAAAGCCUUCAGCUAUAACUCAUCACUUAGUCGACACCAUGAAAUACACAGGAGGAAUGCCUUCCAAAAUAAUGUAUAAAAACAGGCAUUUGACAUAAGACCUCAGCCAAGUGUAAGUCAGUGUCCAUGCUUUAAAAUUUCAGGACUCGGUUAAAUUUGAGGACUUGCUAGAAAGAUGCUAACUUUUAAAUUGUGUUCAUUGUGUAAAUAGAGAUUACUACCAUCUACUAACACCUCCAUACAAAGUACUUAAUAAAAUAUGGUCCUUCAAAUUAAAUAAAUUCAUUAUGAAAA